GCAAAGGGUGUGCGAGGAUCCGAAGGGGUCUUUAAGGCGUUUCAUCAAGACAGGCCCGUCGGAGAACGCUGUAUCCUAGAUAGUUGCUUAAAGUGAAGAGCGAUGUAGUUUUACUCCGCAAGCAUAUUCCGAAGUGUUUUCAUCUGUCACCUGGUGAAAGGCUACAUAGACAGCACUGGACUGCAGUAGAAAACAGAAGACAUAAUUUUAAUAACCUGAUGGAGAAAAAAGUAAAAGGCAGUUUAAAGUGUACAAAGAUUCAGAAAUUACACACUGCUAAGGAAGAUGCAGUUAGACAAUUUGUUUCUCCUUAUCUUGUUGGAACUCGGUGUCGGGAUGGCAGGCAUCGGAUCUCUUAUCGUGUUGCAUACACUUGGAACCGAGGUGGAAGGUUAAAAGAAAUCCGUAUUAGACACUUGGCUAGAAAAUUCCUUUACAUGUGGAUAAGGAGGGCCUUUGGAAGAGUUCUCCCAUCACGUGCAAGGUACUAUCAUGAUCGGAAGAUGCUGCAGAAAACCUUUGGCGAAUGGAAGGAAGAAUGGUGGACUGUUUGCAAAGAAUGGAAACUUACCAUCAGGGCUGACUGUCAUUAUAGGUAUUUCCUGUACAACCUGGUCUUUCGGUUUUGGAAGUCUUACAUAUUCCAUCAGAGAGAGAAGAAGAAGAAAUACUGUGUUGCAGAGGCUCAUGCCAAAAAGAAGAAAACACUUCAGGCAUGGUGUCAUUGGCUGAGCUAUGUGGAAAUGCGCCACAUGAAGCAUAUGAUGCAUUUGGAAGCAUUCAGAUUCAAGGAAGUGAGCGCCUUGCGCAUGCCAUGGAAAUUGUGGAGGAGGAAAUGGUGCCAAAUCCAAAUUAGCUGUGAAAUGGACGCUCAGGCUGUACAACACUGGGUCCUGGGCUUGCAGUUUCGGGCCUGGCUGCAGUGGAAGGAAGUCUAUUCAUAUAUACAAAAUAUGAAAGAGGAGGAAGCCAGGGCACUGAUGCAUUACCGGUAUAAAAAGAUAUUUAAUUAUUUGAAAUCCUGGCGUGUCUACGUGCAUCUCCGAAGAGAGAAGAAGCAUCAGUACAAUCUGGCUUUGCAGCACCAUCAUAGCUGCAUUCUCCUUCAGUUUUUCUUGUCAUGGCAUGUAUCUUGGGAACGCAAGCAGCAACUGUACUUAUACCAGGAACGUAUUGCUCAGCUAGCAGCCAGGAUUGCCUUGCGAAGAGCCUUCGUGCAGUGGAAAUUCUAUGUGUCACUGUGUGCUGAAGCUGCUGAACAUCAGGAGCUAGCUGAACACCAUUACAGAAGCCGCCUGUUGCUUCAUGGGUUUAAUGCCUUACGAAAGAAUGUAGAGGAGGCCAGUCUCAAGCAAAUGAGAAGAAAUUUGGCUUUUCGGCAGCAUCAGGUUAUGCUCUUACAGAGAUUCUGGAAUACUUGGAAGUCUUCCUUGGAACAGAAGGAGGAAGCACAGCACCGAUGUCUGACGCUGGCAGCUCAUUCUCACUACAGCCUGGUGUUGCUGCAGAAAUGUUUCUGGAACUGGUUGCAUCGUGCAAGCUGGAAAAGACACAGAAAGUUGCAGUAUGGAAAAGCUGAUGCUCACUAUGGGAAAAUAAUCUUGCUUGCCACGUUCCAAGCCUGGAAGCAAUUCAGGGCUUAUCAGUUAUGGUGGAAAGAGAUGAAAGGGAUGGCUGUGUGCUUUCACAGGGAAACAUGGACAAGAUGCUUAUUUGACAGGUGGCGGCUAAGAACACAUCUGCAGCAAGAGAACCAGGAGGCAGAAAAAAUGGCUGUCACACACCAUGAGCAACAGCUACUGGCUCACUUCUGGUAUUUAUGGUGCAGGAGAAUGGCAGUACAUCUAGAAGAGCAAGAAGAAGAGACCAUUGCGCAAGGACAUUACUGCCAUCAAACCGUGCAGGCCACUUUUCAUCUCUGGAAGAAGAACGUUCAGGAGAUUAAAGAAGGGAGAAUGAACAAGGAAAAAGCUUCCAGGUUCCAUUCUGUAAAGCUUAUGCAGAGCUCAUGGAGCCAGUGGCAACAGUAUUUGAGAUACCGGUCUGAGAAAUGGAGGAAGCUUGUGAAAGCAGAUGUGCAUUACCAGCAGGUUUUACUGCAUAGGACCCUUUCAGCCUGGAAGACAUACCAGAUUCAAGUACAACACAUUCUGAACGAAGUGGGCAAAAAAGAGAAGAAGCAUAAUCAGAAGCUGCUACGGCAGGUGCUGCAUACCUGGCGGGGGGAAGUAGCAUAUCUCAAGGAUGAAGCCAAGAAGGCUGCACUGGCAGAACAGCAUUGCAAAAGAAGAGUUCUCUCCAAGGUGAUGCUCCAGUGGAGGGACACAUCCUCCCUGCACGCAUACUGCCAUCAGCAAAAAGCAGCAGCUGUGAUGGAUGGCAGGAAACAUUUGCAUACUGUGAAGCUACGGGCUGCAUUUCUCCUUUGGAAGGAGGCCUACAUCAGAUCCUCAAGGCAGAGGGGGCUGCUCCUCAUAGCAGUUCAACACCACGGGAGGCAGCUGCUUCACAAGUGUGUGGCUGGGUGGAAGCAGUAUCACCUUUGGUGUAUAAGAAAAAUGCUCCUGAGAAGACAAGGAGACCAACUGAAGACCCGAAGGCUUUUUUCUACUUGCUUUGCACUGUGGAAGAUGCAGUUGGCACACAGGCGGUGGGAACAGCAGGAAACAGUGCGAGCCCUAUGGCACUGGUCCCUCUCACUGCAGGGAAAGGUAUUUGAUAGCUGGGUAGGAUUCCUCCUAGAACGGCGACGGAAAAAGGGUCGAAUAGAGAAAGCUGUGGAGGUUUACCGAGCCGACUUGCUGCAGGAGGGUGUGACGCGCAUCCUGAGAUACGCAGCUGGCAUGAAACAAUUUCGAGGGGAGCUACGAGCCCAACACCAACUGAAGAUGGCUAGUGAUCGCCACAGUCUGAUCUCUCGUUAUGCCAUGCUUUGGAAACAGAAGGCUCUCGGCCGGAAACAAGUCCUGUCUCUUCCAGGGACCCCACCCAAGAAGCGAGUUUCAUUUAAGGUGCCAACUCCAGAUGCAGCCUCCGCUAAUGGAGGUAGUAUGAAGGUGCUGAGUCUGUGCUCGCACCUAAGCCCUGCUCAAAGUGACAAUCCACCACUCUACUUGGCUGCUGGAGAUUCCAUCCUUACUAAGUUGCACUCAGCCCAGCAGGUGAGGCUGCAGCCACGUAGGCCUGAUUUCCUGCUGCCGCCUCUGGAGAGAAUGGAAAUGCCAGACCCCAGCUGGAACAGACUGGAAGCUGCAAGUGGACCUUCGCAGAGUAAUGCUCUGACCGAUCCAUGUUUUCCAUCGACCUCAGAGGAGCAAACCCGUGGCUUUGGCCGUUCCUCGCCUUCCCUUUUCAAAAAUGCUCUGCUGCCCUGCCAUUGGCCACACCAUACAGCUGGCCCCAAGCUGGAGCUGUUGCCUCCUUCCUCCUUUGUGUCACGACAGAAGAAUGGAGAGAAAAUGGGUGAGGAGCAACCUUUGAGCUUUCUCUCAAAGGGCUAUACCACAAGCCCUCCAGUAGCAGCCCCCCAAAAUGAGAAAGUGGCAACAGGCCAAAAAGAAGAGCUGCUCUUGCCAGAAGACUUUAUUAGGAGCAAGAGCCCUUUUCCCCUUUAUGGAAGGACAGGCCAACAAGAAAAUCAAAUGGACAGUUCCACACAGAAGGCAGAUAUCCAUAAGCAGCUGGAUGCUGAACUCCGACACAUUGGGCAGAAAAUGCAACAAUAUCACAGCAAUCAGCAGGCACUGAAAUCAUGCCAGAGUCGGCAACGCAUUUUGCUCAAGUGGCUAAAAAUGAGCACAGGGACUGAGGAGCAAGCAGCUGUCCAGCAAGUAAAAGAUGAGUUGGAUAAGCUGAAAGUCCAAAUCAACUCCCUUGCAAGCAGACUUGGAAAAGAGCGAGAAGAGAUGCAGGCCUACAGCACCCGCAUCCAGGACAUUCAAGCUGCUCUCAACAGCUAAAUGAUGACUUGCACAAUGUGCAGUGGAGCAGUUCAUCUUGAUGGGAUUCGGGGGCUUGCUCGCUUCAUGAACGCUUGCAAGGGACAAUGUUUCUGUAACAAGGCCAGGCACUUUAAACGUCUUUUUAAAAAUUCAAGCAGAGCAAGUCACUUGUUUUAUUUAAAAAAUGUUUGCAAUUAAGGAGUUAAUGUCCAUAAGUUGUACAUUUUGACAUACAAAAAUACUGUGCUACUGAUACAGUUGAAAAAUUAAAUGGAUUCUCCGUGUAGGAGAAAUUCACAGCAUCACCAAGAAACCCGCGUCCACUUAAUGUGACCUUUUCAGCACUGGCUGCCACAUGACCCGGCUCAGCACAGAACAUUCAUCCUGUAGAACUCUGUGCCUGGCACAGGCAAGAACAUCCUGGAAUUCAGACCAGUACAGCUAGAUAGGCUAAGAAAUGAGACGUUAAAGUUCAGAGCAUGGAUGGCUGUGCAGCCACAGUGGGAGCCAUUUGCUCGUCCAGUGGCUGGAACAAGGCUGCCCCUUUGGUGCCUCUUGUCUAUUUUCAGCUGUUUCAUAACUGUCCCUGUUCAACUGGUUUUGCCUCGUCAGUGAUGUACUAAUACAGGAGAUGUCAGCUAUCAUGGCAUUCUAGGGUUAAAAGAGGGUGACUUGCUACUUAAGAAACAAGCAGUAAACUGCUUUUUUGAAAACUGUAAACUGUAAAGAGAGGCGGACCAGGCAUCUUGAAGAAGUCUCUGCCCUACGUCAGUCCCACCACUAGAAAUACGGGGGGUCAGUAGAAGCAUUCAUGCCUCAACCAGGACAUUACACACCCAAACACACACACAGACCAGAAAGAUCUGCUCCACAGCAGGCACCUUAGUCUUUGUAUUUUAGGGGUGUGUGGGUGUAGCUUUCUCUUCCAGGUACUUCAUACUCCUUUUAUAUUAAAAGGAGAAGACUGUUGCUUUCUUGUCAUGUGCAUGUGUUGGGGGGGGGGCGGUGCUGGCAAGUAUACAUAUAAGGCUUAAGUUAAGCAUACACAAGGUGUUUUAAAGGGACAGUAUGUUUUAAAGCUAAAUAAACUCAGCACUCUGUUUA
Sphaerodactylus townsendi is the source of this 5045-nucleotide messenger RNA. RefSeq names its product SFI1 centrin binding protein (gene SFI1). The transcript has 33 exons. Gene Ontology annotation, molecular function: phosphatase binding. The record is from RefSeq and is a predicted model, not a curated record. Lineage: Eukaryota; Metazoa; Chordata; Lepidosauria; Squamata; Sphaerodactylidae. The coding region runs from base 219 to 3959 and encodes 1246 amino acids.